CAAUUCCAUUGCCGGCUGAUCGAAACUGGAGAAAAUCGGACCAGAAUCAUUGAUCAUCGCAAUCGCGGUAAUAGUGAUUACAAGCAAUUGCGAGCGAGAGAGGAGAACUUGUAUUUUCGCGGCGAUUUGAGUUCUCAGGACACGGUAAAAUUUGCGACGACCCUGUAUGUUCAAUUGCAGAAACGUGACGUUGAUGAUUGGCAAGAAGUCCUUCGGAAUUUCUCGCGAAAUAUGCUGGCUUUGAAAGCGACCGUUGUUAGUUGCUCCUUUAGAAGCACUCGUAUCCUUGGAAAUUUCCUUCUGAGAAACAGCUCGGCUUCCAUCGAACCCAAAGGAAAGAUGUCGUUCGAAGAUGAGAAACAAAGGUUCAUGAACAUGCCACCAGAGGAAAAGAGAGGCUUUUACAAGGGAGAGGUAAUUACUCUUGAACAGAUUUCUACAUGGUCAGAGUACUGGGAUAAAAACAAGUCUAAUAUCACCAAGGCUGUUGAAAAGGCUGAAAAAGUCGAUGAGACCCUAGCUAAGAAAGUAUGUAUGUGGCAAGGAGACAUAACGUCGCUUGAGAUAGACGCAAUUGUCAACGCUGCUAAUUCGAGUCUUUUAGGAGGUGGUGGAGUUGACGGAGCUAUUCAUCGAGCAGCAGGACCAUAUUUAAGGAAGGAAUGCGCGACGUUAAAAGGAUGCAAAGUUGGCGAAGCUAAAAUCACAGGAGGUUACGAGCUGCCAGCCAAAUAUAUUAUCCACACGGUUGGUCCACAAGGUGAAAAGCCGGAUAAAUUAAAAGAAUGUUACGAGAAUAGUUUGACUCUGGCUAAAGAGAAUCGUUUGCGUACUAUCGCAUUUCCAUGCAUAUCAACUGGAAUUUAUGGAUAUCCACAAAGGCCAGCGGCCAAAGUAGCUAUAUCGACCGUUAAAAAGUUUCUCCUCGAUAAUAAAGAUACUGUGGACAGAGUCAUCUUUUGCUUAUUUAUGGACACUGAUAAAGACAUAUAUGAGGAGCUAUUGCAAAAAUACUUUGCCCUUGAUUAAAUAUUUGUUGAUAGAUAAAUUUCUACUUCAGCAAAAUCCUUCACAACGUGUUUGGUGUAAUCUUAGAUAUUGUAUUUGAGGAAUAAGUAUC
Trachymyrmex cornetzi is the source of this 1120-nucleotide messenger RNA. Its product is annotated as macro domain-containing protein CT2219. Gene Ontology annotation, molecular function: ADP-ribosylglutamate-[protein] hydrolase activity. Gene Ontology annotation, cellular component: nucleoplasm. Bases 232 to 1029 code for a protein of 265 amino acids. Lineage: Eukaryota; Metazoa; Arthropoda; Insecta; Hymenoptera; Formicidae. Gene Ontology annotation, biological process: DNA damage response; purine nucleoside metabolic process; peptidyl-glutamate ADP-deribosylation. The record is from RefSeq and is a predicted model, not a curated record. The transcript has 6 exons.